This is a messenger RNA of Trifolium pratense (red clover), 1797 nucleotides long. Its product is annotated as protein ABCI7, chloroplastic-like. The record is from RefSeq and is a predicted model, not a curated record. Gene Ontology annotation, biological process: iron-sulfur cluster assembly. The transcript has 4 exons. The coding region runs from base 35 to 1519 and encodes 494 amino acids. NCBI's taxonomy places the organism in Eukaryota, Viridiplantae, Streptophyta, Magnoliopsida, Fabales, Fabaceae.
AAGAAGCAAAGUUGUAGUAACUGAACAAGAAACAAUGAGUGGCAUAGCGUUGACACCCACAGCUUUCAAUCCCAUAAUCCCAUCUUCAUCUUCUUCUUGUUCUUCAUCUCUCAAAUCUCACAAAUUCAUCAAAACAAGAACCAAACUCACACAAUUCAACAACAACGCUAUUUCAAUUUCCUCAGACCCAUUCCUUCUCAACCUCGCAGAAACAUUAGAAGAUUCCAUCCCUACACCACAACCUCUCCAGAAUCUUCGAGAAGCUUCCUCAGAAUCACUUCUCUCAACUCCAUGGCCUUCUCGAAGAGACGAACCCUUUCGUUUCACAGACCUUUCCUUCCUUCGCUCUUCCCAUAUCCUACCCGCCCCAAUCCCAACCACAACCACCACCACCGUUACGCCGCCAUUCUCCGAUGAUGAUGAUCAAUUCCCUUGCCACAUCAGCUUCAUCGACGGUCAUUUCAUAAACUCAAUGUCGAAAAAUUUGGAAUUUCCAGAUGGGGUUUACGUUGGUAGUUUAUUGAAUUUGAGUGGUAAAGUUGCUGAAAGGGUUUUAGAAUUGGUUUCUGGAUUGGACGGUGGUGAUUUGUUUUGGUCGAUUAAUGGUAUGGCUGCACCUGAUUUGAUGGUGGUUUAUGUGCCCGAGGGUGUUCGAGUUGAAAAUCCGGUUCAUUUGGGUUAUUUAUCCUUGCUGGGUAGUAAGGAUGGUUCCAAAGAUUUGUAUAUUUCGAAUCCGAGGGUUUUGGUUGUGGUGGAGAAAGGUGGAGAGGUUGAUAUAGUUGAAGAGUUUUCUAAUGAUGAAGAGAAUGAGAAUGAGUUUUAUUGGAGUAAUGCUGUUUUGGAGGUUGUGAUUGGGGAAGGUGGUAAGGUUAGGCAUUCUUAUAUUCAGACUCAGUCAUUGCUUGCUGCACAUAUCAAAUGGACUUCCGUUCGUCAGGAGUCAUCUAGUACAUAUGAGCUUACAGAGGUAAGCACAGGAGGCAAACUAGGAAGGCACAAUCUUCAUAUCAAACAACUAGGUCCAGACACGGUGACAGAGUUAUCUACUCUACACUUGUCUGUUGGUAAUCAAACACAGGAUCUUCACAGUAGUCUUGUAUUGGAUCAUCCAAGGGGUUUUUCCCGUCAGCUUCAUAAGUGCAUCGUAACUCAUUCACAGGGACAAGCAGUUUUUGAUGGAAACGUUAAGGUUAACAGGUAUGCUCAGCAGACAGAUGCAGGACAAUUAACAAGAAGCCUUCUUCUUGAACCUCGUGCAACUGUAAAUGUUAAACCAAAUCUCCAAAUCAUCGCUGAUGAUGUAAAGUGUUCCCAUGGAGCUGCAAUAAGUGACUUGGAACAGAGCCAACUCCUGUAUUUCCAAGCACGUGGCAUUGAUUCAGCAACAGCUAGAAGGGUUCUAAUUUUUGCCUUUGGAGGGGAAGUGAUAGAUAAGUUUCCUUAUUCUUCUGUUAGAGAUAGAGUACGAAGUCAGAUUAAAAGUUUAUUGGAUCCAUCUCCUAAAUUAGCACCAUUAUAGGUGAGUAAAAAAUCCACAGUUAAAAACAUUUACUUCGCCGCCCUAAGUUCACCCAUGGUUGUAUUGGCAUCACUAAUAAGCAGGGAGUUGGGGCAUGGUUGGUUUGCACUAUGCUUGCUAUUUUUGUGCUGUGUACCUCAAUGAACAGAAUGUGUACACGUUUUUGUAUGUAGUCCGCAUACCUCAAUGAACAGACUGUGUUCGACGAUGUAAGCUUAACAUUUCUAUUUUUUUAGUAUAGAAAAGUAGUGAGUAGUAAUUGGGCAUUUCACCGGAAA